This is a messenger RNA of Sorghum bicolor (sorghum), 1708 nucleotides long. RefSeq names its product F-box protein At1g70590. Gene Ontology annotation, molecular function: protein binding. The record is from RefSeq and is a predicted model, not a curated record. NCBI's taxonomy places the organism in Eukaryota, Viridiplantae, Streptophyta, Magnoliopsida, Poales, Poaceae. The transcript has 4 exons. The coding region runs from base 122 to 1201 and encodes 359 amino acids.
UCCCCCUCCCACCUUUUGCUCCAAAAAAAAAAAAGUCCCACUCCCACCGGCUCCGAGACCAACAAACCCGCCCCCUGGCCCGACGACGCGGCUCGGCGCGGGCCCUCCCCGUCCUCCUCUGAUGGACAUGGACGCGAGCCAAACCUGGCCGCCCCCGACCCCCUCGCCGCCGCCCUUCUCCUCCCGGCCCCGCGCGUCGCCGUCGCCGUCGCCGUCCGCGCACCGCCGGCGCCGCCGGCACUCCAAGAAGCACAAGCCCCCGCCCGCGCCUGCGCCUGCGCCGACGCCGCAGGGCGCGGCGGACUUCUCCGCGCUCCCGCCGGAGCUCGUCCACCGGGCCCUCGCGGCCGCGUGCGCCUCCGACGUCGCGGCGGCCAGCCGCGCGUGCCGCGCGUGGCGGGACGCGCUGCGGCCGCUCCGCGAGGCCGCGGCGCUGCACGCGUUCGGCCGACGCGUCAAGCACGGCCUCGUGGCGGGACCCGCGUCCUCACGCGGGGGGGCCGGUGGCGGACGUCUCGAGACGGAGAGGCAGCGCGCUCUGGGGCUGUUCCGGCGGGCCGCGAGGCUGGGCUCCGCGGCGGCGAUGGUGGACGCCGGGCUCAUGUGCUGGGAGGAUGGGCGGCGGGAGGAGGCCGUCGGUUACUACCGGAGCGCGGCGGACCUGGGCCAUCCCGUUGGGAUGUGCAAUCUUGGAGUCUCCUUCCUUGAAGCUGAUCCACCCAAGGCCGAGGAAGCUAUUAGAUGGUUUUAUCCAUCAGCAUCUGCAGGCAAUGCUCGUGCUCAAUACAACCUAGGCCUUUGCUUGCAGAACGGGAAGGGUGUCAAACGGAGUCAGAAGGAAGCUGCAAAAUGGUAUUUACGAGCUGCAGAGGGAGGGAAUGUACGAGCCAUGUAUAACAUUUCCUUGUGUUACAGCUAUGGUGAAGGGCUUUCACAGGAUCCAGUGCGCGCUAAGAGGUGGCUUCAACUAGCUGCUGAUUGUGGUCACAAGAAAGCUCUUUAUGAGUGUGGUAUUAAACUUUGUGCGGCAGGAGACAAGGUCAAGUCUCUCAUGUAUCUAGAGUUGGCAACACGGCGUGGAGAAUACGCUGCUGCCCACAUGAGAGAUGUGAUAUUUGAAUCGCUCUCUGUUGUGAAUAAACAGCGUGCCAUGUCGGACGCUGAUAAAUGGAAGCCUAGGACACUCCAUCCUAGAAGGUGAGGAAAUGCACCAACGUCAAAGUGUAAACAACCAUAUCGUCAAGAUGUCCAUACCUACAUCGUAUGUAGCCAAAAUUGAAGCAUGCCAGACGCCAUGGAAGGGUGAAGUAAACACAGCAUCCUCAAGAAUGUUAACCUGCAGACUGCAGUAGCCAUACUGUGGCUCUUUGUAUAAAGCCAUCCAUUGGCAGAUGUAAUAGCAGGAGAACCUGUAGUUGUAGUAUAGAAAGUUCUGUAGCGAAUACUAGUUAUGAAGGAGAUGCCAGUCGCACAACUAAACUGUACAUGUGCAAGUUGCUGGUUUCAUCAGUUUAUAUCCGAAGCCUGGAGGCUUUGUGUCUUUAUGAGUUGAAAGAAAAAGCAGAAAUGUCUGAACACUGACAUAGACAUUUGUGUCUGGACAUGGACAUAAGUAGACAUUUGUGUCUAUAUCAGAAAUAUCUAGACAUAGACAUAGACAUAGUGGACAAAUGUCUUUAUUUGUUGCAGUCGAGCAAUGAUGACCUCC